ACCGCCUGCAGUUGCCGGUAGGUCUGUAUAUAAAUAUUGCGGACCUUGUUUUAAAUCUGGCACUUAAAGCAAGUUCGUCAGAAAAACUACACAGCGGCAGUUUGGAAGCCACAUUGCUGCGCAGUGAUUACAAUUUUUAAAAAUGUUACCAUUUCUCAAAUCUCUGUCCAGCUCGCUGUCAUCCAGCAAAAAGUCGACAGACGUGAGUAAAGUGCCAGAAGCUGAAGCUGAAAGCAAUGCAGAGAUAUCCAGCCUCAGGAGACAGUCCACACACGAACUGCUGCAGGAGAGUCUGGCUAACUCAAGGAGAAGUUCCCGUACCAACACAGGGAACUCUGGGAAGCUUUCAAUACAGCAGAAGUCUUCUAAACAAAGAAGCAGAACAAGUUUAAGAAAUUCGGUUUCUGGUGUUUCCAAAGAAAAGUCGAGGAAGACCUCAGAAAUAAUCUCUAAACAGACCAGUUUAUUAAGGAGUGCAUCAACUAGGGCUAAAUCAGUUUCUAACAGCCAGACAGAUCUUACAAAGGCCCCAUCUAAAGCUUCACUCCAUAAAAAUAAAUCUGUCAAUGCCUCUAACAGCCUGAUAAAUAUUGCCAAGUUGCCAUCUAAAACUUCACUACAAAAGUCUAAAAGUGGAGAUAAUGCUGAAACAAGACAUUCAAAAUUGUCCAAUGGAAACACAACUGAAACAAAGUUAUGGUUUCCUAAAGCAGCAAUUUUAGCUGUCCGCACUGAAAAUGCAAAUGAGUUUUAUCUCUGUCGCACUUGGAGUAAUGUUUACAACUAUUCAAGGGAGGUAAAAAUCAACUGGCUGACACAAGGUAAAAAAGGGAUUGCCAAUACAUACAAGAUCACGUACAGAGAUACAAUAGACCCAGCAUGCAUUCUUUUAGAGGUCAGUCUGAACCAGUUGUCUUCUGUGACUUAUCAACUACCACCAGAUCAGCUGACUGAGAUUCAGAAACUUUUAAAACUUGCACAGGAUGUGGAAACUGGAAAAGCAUCUCUGGCUGAUGUGGAUGAUGAUGUUGAGGAAGUUCAUUUUAUUGAAGAGCCAGUUGUCAAAAGGGCAAGACUACAAAAAACUCCAUCCCAGAGGGCAUCAGACAAAAUUAAAAGAAAUGCAAGGAAAAAGAUUAGUUCAAGCUCAGGAACAAAGAAACUGGCAAAAGUAAAAUGUGCUCAAGCUUCAAAGACAGAAAGAAAAAGAAAAUCUGCUCCAAAGAAGGUUGCAGACCUUGAGCUACAUCCACGACCUGACAUUAAAGUGCUGGAGCUUGAUCCUCUUUUUGAAUCCAGAGAACCGAUGCCAUAUAUUUCUAAAGUAGCCAACUCUAGAUUGGUUUUCAGAGCCAUCUACUUAAAAGAUAAUAAACUUUUGACCAAGCUUCUGAAAGAUGGUAACAAAAUAUAUCAGCUGUAUCCCAAGUCACUGGACAACCCCCACACCCCCUACCACGCAGCAGCUCAGGUGCAGGACAUGGCAGUGUUUCAGACGAUAUUACAGGAGGUCUGCGGCACAAAGUUCAGUGAGAGACGGAGUCACAAUAGGGAAGACAAGACUAUGAUAAAUAAACUCAACACAGGAAACUAUAAUCGACGAUCAUUAGGAAUUCAUUUCAUUCGUAAAAUAACAGCCAGUCGAGGGAGCCGGGAAGGAAAUAAUGCUUUAACAAAAACAGAAGAUCCCAUUGAUUAUUAUGACAAUGAUUAUGCAAAAGGAGUUACCAGUUUUGACCUAGACCCAGCUCUGCUAGCCUUAGUUGAAAAAUUUUUCAAGGAUGACAAAAGAAACUUUUAUAGGGAUGUUUUUGAUCCUCAAGAUGUUCAUGAGCUGCUCCUGAAAGGAAAACAUCAAAUUGCAGGAAAAGUAAUUGAAUCUUACCUCAAGGGUUAUUGCAGAUUUUUCAAUCAUCUUUACAGAGAUGUUCUCCUCUUUACAACAGAAGAACUUACUGGAUGUUCACCGUCAACCAUCAGAUUUGUUAGUAAAAAAGUUUACAAGUUGACUCCCAUCCACUGUGCUGCUGCCAACCCAAACAGCAAAUAUCUAGAAAAACUACUUUCAGUAUAUGCUGACUUCAAUGCUGUUGAUGCAAAAGGAAAUCGACCAAUCCAUUUUGCAGCAGCUUGCAGCUCAAGUUCCAACCUAAAACUUUUGCUGGAAAAGGGAGGAAAUCCCAAUGAUACAAAUGGAAGCAGGCUUAUCCCUCUACACUAUGCAGUUAAAGCAAACAGGCCACAGAAUGUUGAAUUACUUCUCCAAGAGGCUCAGAAAAAUCAGACGGAUCCAUUUGCUGCCCAGUUUGGGGUGGGUGGAGUGAACCGUAGAGACAAUUACAAUAAAACUCCUCUUCAUCUGGCAGCAGAAUAUCAGUUUGUGGAAGUGGCUGAAAUCUUGUUAAAGUAUGGAGCAGAUGUCAAUGCUAAGUUAAAUGUAUCAAAAAAUCAGACAACUCCUUUAAUGAUAGCUGCAGCUCAAGGAAAUUUGAGAAUGGUUCGACUUUUGGUUCAAUAUGGUGCAGUAGUGGAACAAAGAGAUCGAAUGGAGCGUACAGCAGUCACCCAUGCUUGCAUGAACGGGGCCACCAGCGUCCUGUCCUACCUGCUGAACAUUGGGGCCAGUGGUGAGCACCCUGACAACUCGGGCAACUCACCCCUACACUACGCGGCUGCAUAUGGCUGGUUCUUCACCACCAAACUUCUCCUACAGUCAGGGGUCAACCCAAAUGUCAGCAACAUGUGGAAGUUAACACCUGUCAACAUUGCCUACCUGAAGGCCCAAGUUGGGAUUAUGCAGGAGCUGUUAUGCCAUGACAAAGUAGACAUCAAUUUUACUGAUGAUGAUGGUGUGACCUUGAUUUUUCAUGCUUGCUCAAGUGAUCUCACACAGAAAGACCUUUGGGAUCAGAUACAAUAUAUGAUUGAAGAGAAGGGCGCUAUCUGCACGCUCAAAGAUAAUGAAGGGCGUACUCCACUCCACUAUUUAGCGGAUGCUUAUGUUGAUUCUGAGGAAAGUGAAGUAAAGGCACAGGCAUAUAAGCAAAGUAUAGCUAUAGCUGAGCUUCUGCUAAAGCAUGGCUGUGACCUUCAUGCCGUUGAUAAACAAGGCAACACAGCUGUCAUGAUAGCUUUAACAUCUGUGAGGAACCUUCCCCUCUAUGACUUUCUCCUGUCUAAAGGGUGUCAGAUUCUAGCCCCACCAGCAGGAGACCCCUCUACAUCUGUGUUGCAUGAAAUAGCAAAACAUAUUUGGUUAGAUCCAGCCAAUUUGGAUAAAUUAUUGAAUUUAAUUAAAAAAUAUAAGUUCACAGAUGUAGCCAAGACAAUGACCAGAUAUGUUGACUGCAAUGGCUUCACUCCCUUGCAUUUAGCCUGUCGAGUAAUCUCUGAAGGAAAGACUUCAAAUGACCCAGAAAUUGCUGUCAGAAAAAAUUUGAAAGCGAAAUGGGACAAUGUGAGAUCUUUCAUCAAAAGAUUAGUGGAUGAGUUUGAUGCAGAUGUAAAUGCAAAGGUUCAGAAAAAGUUUUUCAAUGAAGAAGAUGAGCCUGAAGUAAAUUCUUCUCUAUGGUGGGAAUCACAAGAUACUGCUGGAAAAACAUCUGCCCACAUAGUGAUGCUGAAAAAAGACCCUCUCUUUGACAAAGAUUUCAACAUUAUUGAGCCUGCACAGUCAGGGCAAAUUUUUAAAGAGCUAGUCAAUCGUGGUGCAGAUUUAAACUUGGUAGAUGAAUAUGGAAACACACCACUAUCCACUUGCAUCCAGAGUUACCAAUCCAGUCUUUUUGACUUCAUGGCUGAUAAAGGCAACUGUGAUUUUAAUCAGAACAUCAGAAGCAUAGUUAAUGAACCUGAUGGGGAGAUGGUUAAUCCCCUUAUGUUUGCCAGUUUGAGGUUUGAAAAUCCUGUAUCUUACAAUGAACAGCAAAAAAAGAAUGAAACAGAAAUGAUCUGCAAAUUGAUUGAGUUAGGUUGUGAUACCAAGUGUGUCUCUAAGAAAAACAAACAGACUUUCCUGCAUAUUCUUACCAAACAAGCUCACGCAGGGGCUAGGGAAAAUCUACUAAAAAUAGUCAGAAAACUUCAAGAAAAAAAAGAUUUCAAUUUCAACACAUUGGAUGAGAAGAAAAGAUCAGUCCUGCAUUACGCUGUCAUGGGAAACAAUGGUGCUCUAAACCAGAGUCAUGAACUUGAGGUCAAGUUCAUCCAGCUGGGUGUAAAUGUCGGAUCAGCUGAUAUUUAUGGAAGGACAGCACUGCAUUAUGUUUUUAAAAAAGGAAAACGCUACUCAGCAAAUAUUUGGAGAACAAAUGAAACUAAGGAUCCUGUUGAAUUAGUCAAAUUAAUUGGUCGAAACAUGAGCCAAGAGGAGAUCAAUCAGCAAGACAGACGUGGAUUUACUGCCCUUCAUUAUGCUGCCCAAAAUGGAGCAACAAUGUGUUGCAUGUAUCUUACACUGGUUUUCUUAUCUGUAAACCUAGAAGAUAAAGAUGGUAACUCUGCACUAUCUUUAGCAGUACAAAAUAAACAUGAUGGUUGUGCUACAACAUUGAUACAGUCUGGUGCCAAUCUGAAGUCUAAAGUUGCAGUUAUAUCUUCACAAGAACUAGAAAAAAGAAAAAUUCAAAAGAAAAAGCUCAAGGAGAAUCAAGCAGAUGAAGAGGAAGCUGAAAAGGAGAUAUGGAAGUGGAAGCCUGCUCUAAAUGUGUUGAAAGAAGAAAGUAUAAAAACUUUGUCACUUUAUCAGGCUGCCAUUGAGAACAGCCUGAAUGGUGUGGCCAUGUUUGUUACUGAAGCUGAUCAAAGCAGAUCUGGGCUGAGUGAACUGGAUGCCAUUGUUAUUUGCAUAAAAUCCUGCAAGUUCAAUAUUGCUUUGCGACUGCUGUGCACUACAACCAACCUGAGUAUUCUGACAGAGCUUAGAGAACACGAGCGCAACUUGCUGCAUGUUUUAGCUCUCAGCUGUGAAAAUGUUGCAGUGAAUGAUGCUCCUGUCAUAAUAAAGAUUGCUGAGUUCCUAGUACUUGCAGGUGUUUCAGUGAAAAAGCCUGACAUGUUUAACUGCUCUCCCAUUCUUUAUGCUGUCUUGAACAGAAUGUUUGCAUUAGCUGAUUUCUUAGCAGAAAAGGACAAGGGGUAUAAUGUAAACUACACAGAUGGUUUUAAGAGGUCAUAUUUAGCAGCUGCUCUAUGGAAGUGCCAGUCAAAGGGGAUAUGUGGACCUACAUGGAACUUUCUGGAAAAGAUGAUUAAAAAUGGAAUAAACAUUAACCAGCAUAUUGACCUCCCCUUAAACCCAGAGUUUGCUUCCCUUGUUAGUGGAAACAAUAAACUUGAUCCUGACUACUGGCAAAGCUAUCCAGACAACAAGACCACUGCACUUAUUGCAGCCAUAUCUUGCAACUGCUUCACAGUGUCACAAAGUUUGUUGAAACUAGGAGCCGACCCCAACAAAACAGAUGGAGACGAUAUUUCUCCACUCAUGCAUGCAGUUAUUCAGGGUAAAGUGAAUCAUGUCAAGCAGAUUUUGAACUAUGAGUUUGACCCAAAUAAACCAGAGGAGACAAAGACAGCUGCCACAAAGAAGGUCAAAAACUGGAACAAAAAAGCUGCCUUCAAGCUAAAGGUGACCGAGGAGAGUAGUGAGAGCAGUGAGGAAGAGGAUGAGGAAAGUAUGGAUGAAGAUGAGCAAAACAGCGAUGAUGACCAGAAGAAUCCAGAAUUUAGGCCAGUUAAGAAGACAAGCAAUGUAAACCUGGCAUACAAAGAUAACAAAGGAUGGACAGCACUUCACUACACCUGCAGGACACAUGCCACUGGCACUUUUGAUAAUGCUGAAAUUGCUUUUGUGCUGGUGAAGGCCGGUGCUAAACUGACAGUAGAUUUCUCAGGGCUAAACCCCUAUCAAUUGGCACUGAAGACAGGGGCAGAUAAUGUGGCUAAUGUAUUGAGAAUGCAUUUCAAUUUAACACAACAAAACAAGAAGGCAAGGACUGAAAGAGACUCUCAUAUAAAGGAUAAUUUACCUCAUUCACUAAAAAAUGUACCAGAUUUUAAAGAUGCUGCAGACAAAGUUUUACAAGUGCAUGAUUUAAAUAUGGAUGUGGACGACACUGAACUCCACCUAGUGGAUUCUAACUGUAACAUCAAAAAUGGGGAGCUUGUUAAAGAUGAACAGCUUGGGUUAUUCUAUGAUGUUCUUCUGACAAAAGUUGAUGUCAAACAAGGAGAAUGGGGUCUAUACAACUUUUAUCAAAUUCAGCUUGUAUUUCAACCCAGCAAAUCGUUGUAUAUUUUGUUUACAAGAUGGGGUCGCAUAGAGGACAAAGGUCAGUUCCAGCAUACACCAUUCCCUGAUAGGGAACAGGCGGUGAAGGAAUUCAUGAAAAUAUUUAGAGAGAAGAGUGGGAAUAAAUGGAUUGACAUCAAGAACUUUGAAAGAAAACCAAACAAGUACAGGCUUGUUGAAGACAACGCCAGGAAAACUCAACCCCCACAGAAGGACCUUGACAUUGACCUCACUAGCAGUACUCCAUCAGUUCUGCCCAAAUAUGUAUAUCAACUCAUCAAAACUAUGAUGAACCCCAAGGAGAUGCAGCUGUCUGUCAACAAGACCAAAUGUCUGAACAUUCAAUCACAGACAUUUGGCAACUUGAACAAAGAGACCUUACUGCGAGGGAAAGAGCUUCUAGAACAAAUAGAAAAAUUUGUUGACAAGGUAGAAGAAUUUAGGUCAGCACCACACUCAGAGGUUGAAAAGAAGGAACUGAGGGAAGCUUACCAAGCAAAUUUAGAAAAAAUAGCAGAACUAAGCAAUGAAUACUUUCAUCUGCUACCCUGUAAAAACUUUUCUUAUGAGAAGAUCCGACCUUUGGACAAACGUCAAAAACUGAUGGGCCAGAUGUACAGCAUCAGCAACCUCCUUGAUUAUGAGGUGGCCUGUAAGAUGCUCUUGGCAGCCAUGCACUUUAAAACAGAGUACAACCCUGUGGACUACGUGUAUGCCAGCUUGGGUUGCCAGGUGGAGAUGAUGAGCCAGGAUGAUGCCAUGUCUCAAAUGAUUCUUAAAUAUAUUUACCUAACUGGUCCAGGUUAUAAAGUAAACAGCAUUUACAAAGUACACAGACAAGGUGAGGAGCAAAGGUUAAAGGCUACUGGUCUGGGCAACAGGCGUCUACUGUGGCAUGGGAGCAACACUUGCAACCUGCUGAGUAUUUUAAACAGAGGCUUGCUGGUGGCUCCACCUGAGGCCAGAAUGUCUGGCUGGGCCUACGGAAAAGGCAUCUACUUGUCAGAUUCAUUCAAUAAAAGUGCCAGCUAUGUGUGGUCAGAUUCAGGAAACAUGUAUAUGUUACUGUGUGAGGUAGCUUUAGGGGAAAUAAAAGACUACUAUAAAGAACAAAGGGCAGGUAAUGCACAGAAAAACAGUGACAAGUCCUACAACUCUGUUGUUGUCCAAAGUCAUCCAUAUUGCUUCAGUCCAUCGGAUUGGUUCAUCUUACCCUCAGGUGUGAGCAUUGCCCAAAACUCAUCGCAGGCGAGUCACAUAACAAACAGCAUCAUGACGGAGUACAUUGUUUCUGAUCCAGCACAAGUCUGUUUACGUUAUCUUGUGCAGUUUAAAAAAUAGUUUCAACAACUGCAUUCUGGGACAGCAGCAACUAAACAAUGUUAAUACCAUUUUGAAUGAAAUAAUUUAAUAUUGAUCUCCAAGUUUUAGUCAUGUUAUUUGCUCAUUUUAUUUGAAUCAUAACUAUUAUAUGAAUUUUAAAGCUCUUUUAGUUUUUCUGUAGUUGAUUGUAUAAAGUAAUAAAGCUUCUAGCCACAGAUAUUCCUCUGUAUAUCUCUGCACGACUUUUGUAGGCCAAUAGGUUGGUGUGGUAUAUAGAGUGAUGCUCAACAACUUGCUACAGCUGAAAUUAUUUGUUUGAUACCAGCUUGGUUUAGUUAUUACAUUUUCAGUCUGUGAUUGUACUGUGUGAUGUAAAAUGCGAUCCAUUUUGUAAAAUAUGUGGUCUGCUACAAAUUGAGUGAUGUAAAAUUGUAUACAUUUUGUAAAAUGUGUGGUGUGAUGUAAAAUGUAAACAAAUUGUUUGAUGUGAUACAAAUUGUAUUUUGUAAAAAUUUGAUAAUAAAUGUAAUUACAGCAGUA
Molecule: messenger RNA, 8152 nt
Organism: Physella acuta
Lineage: Eukaryota; Metazoa; Mollusca; Gastropoda; Physidae
Product: poly [ADP-ribose] polymerase tankyrase
Molecular function (GO): protein binding; NAD+ poly-ADP-ribosyltransferase activity
Source: RefSeq, a predicted model, not a curated record